AAUCUGCAGCUGGAGACCAGCCUUGGGAUAGGCCCAGUAUGGAGGCACUCACAGCACUGGAGGCAGCCUCAGAAUCCACACUGAAGGUGGGAGUCACCAACCCAGCAGAUGCCGAAGGUGGACAGGUGGUUGGCAGCCCCCCGGCCCAGCUCCUACCCGCUGUAGAAGAGCACCCCAAGAUCUUGCUACCUCGGACCCUGAGACAGACCUAUGUCCGGAAGGUUGGGGACACUGUGAAUCUGCUGAUCCCAUUCCAGGGCAAGCCCAGACCUCAAGCCACCUGGACUCACAAUGGCCGUGCCUUGGAUGCCAGUCGUGUGAGCGUGCGGAAUGGGGAGCGAGACUCUAUCCUCUUCAUCCGAGAGGCCCGACGUGCUGACUCGGGUUGUUAUCAACUUCGUGUACAGCUGGGCAGGCUGGAGGCCACAGCCACCAUUGACAUCCUGGUGAUCGAGAGGCCAGGCCCUCCUCAGAGUAUUAAGUUGGUGGAUGUCUGGGGCUUCAACGCGACCCUGGAAUGGACACCUCCUCAAGACACAGGCAACACAGUACUCUUGGGAUACACAGUGCAGAAGGCUGAUACAAAAUCAGGGCUGUGGUUCACAGUGCUGGAGCGUUAUCACCAUACCAGCUGCACUGUCUCCAAUCUCAUCGUGGGCAACUCCUAUGCCUUUCGUGUCUUUGCUGAAAACCAGUGUGGACUCAGCGAGACAGCCUCCACCACUACAGAUCUUGCCCAUAUCCAGAAAGCAGCUACUGUUUACAAGACCAAGGGGUUUGCCCAGCAUGACUUCUCGGAAGCCCCGAAGUUUACCCAUCCCCUGGCAGACUGCACUACAAUCACGGGCUAUGACACCCAGCUCUUCUGCUGUGUCCGUGCCUCUCCCAGGCCCAAGAUCAUUUGGUUGAAGAACAAGAUGGAUAUCCAAGGCAAUCCCAAGUACAGAGCCCUCAGUCAGCUGGGAGUCUGCUCCCUAGAAAUCCGCAAGCCAGGUCCCUUUGAUGGAGGCAUCUACACCUGCAAGGCAGUUAACCCCCUGGGAGAGGCAUCUGUGGACUGUCGAGUAGAUGUGCAAGCUCCUCAUUGAGGCUACCCAAGAGGACAUGAU
Ochotona curzoniae (black-lipped pika) is the source of this 1109-nucleotide messenger RNA. It is a transcript of the gene MYBPHL, whose product is annotated as myosin binding protein H like. Gene Ontology annotation, molecular function: protein binding. Lineage: Eukaryota; Metazoa; Chordata; Mammalia; Lagomorpha; Ochotonidae. The transcript has 8 exons. The record is from RefSeq and is a predicted model, not a curated record. Bases 39 to 1088 code for a protein of 349 amino acids.